Messenger RNA from Physcomitrium patens, 981 nucleotides. RefSeq lists its product as uncharacterized. The record is from RefSeq and is a predicted model, not a curated record. Gene Ontology annotation, molecular function: ATP binding; ATP hydrolysis activity. NCBI's taxonomy places the organism in Eukaryota, Viridiplantae, Streptophyta, Bryopsida, Funariales, Funariaceae.
AUGGUAAAUGGUUGCCCGAGUCUACAAAAGGAGGUUGCCAGCGGUAGAGUUAUGGUCGACUUGGCAAGCUUUCAAAAGAUGAACCCCAGCUAUGACAUGGGAUUUGCAGAAUCACCAUGCGAAGUAUUGCGUGACAACAACGUGGAGCUUGAAGAUAUUACAACAGAUCCAACUCGGAUGUAUGCUCCGGCCAUGGUGUAUGGCUUAUCAUUUCGGCUGAAAAAGUGGGGUACCUUCAGAGUGUGUUGUUUUGAUGACAUUGUCUUCAACGACUCUGCAUUUGACGCUCUAGAGAUGCCGGCACAGAAAAGAGCUUUUGCACAAAAUAGCGAAGGCUGCAUCAUUCUCUGUUAUGGUGCCUCUGGCACUGGGAAGACGUUUACUGCUGAAUCAAUUUCAGAAUCAUUGCAUGCACCGCUGUGGUCCUUGAGUGUUUGUGAGCCAGGAAUCACUCCGCAACAACUGGAGUCAUAUUUGGUGAACGUCCUUGAUGUGCCUUCUACAUGGAGUGCUAUCCUUCUCCUAGACGAGGCAGAUAUGUAUCUGGAGAAACAGUCAUCCUUUGACUUGACACGAACUGCCAUGAUUGAGAUCUUCCUGCGCAACCUUGACUACCAUCGCGGGGUGCUCUUCUUUACAACAAACCGCGUUUUUGCAUUUGAUGAGGCUUUCCUUUCUCGCAUCUCUAUGAUUUUGUAUUAUGAGUCAAAGCCAGCUGACCGGUGGAAAAUAUGGGAGUCGGUUUUGAACCGGGUCAACAUGAACGACAUCCCAGAGGUCUCUCCCGCUAAUUGGUCUCGUCAAAUGAUCAAUGGGCGAGAAAUCAGAAAUGUGGUGCAUCAGGCGAUGAUCUUGGCCAAGAGUAAUGGCCAGAGGCUCUGUGCAAAUGACAUUGAUCAAUCAUUGAAUAAGCUGGUUGGCUCGCUUGUGGAACUGGCAGACAAUUGCAGAGCAGCAGGUCCCUUUAUACCAAUCAGAUGA